GCCAAUAAAACAGAGAAGAAGUAGUACCGUCUUGCGGUCUGGAUCACGGGACUCUUGUGGGGUUUUGAGCUCCGAACUUUUACUUAUAAGAUCUGCAGCUUGAAGACCGGUCUGAACAACAAGAGCUGAACACUGAGAGCUGAAAGCCUCCUACUCUGCACAGAUUUUUACAUCAGAGCUGAGACUAGUUUCACGUUUGAGGAAGUAACAACUUCAGUCUCAGUUAUCGAGAGGAGAAAUGGCGCAGAAAGGAGUUCAGCUGGAUAAAGAAUCCUUUUCUUGUCUGAUCUGUUUGGAUCUUUUAAAUGAUCCGGUGACUAUUCCCUGUGGACACAGUUACUGUAUGAAGUGUAUUAAAACCUACUGGAAUGAAGAAAAGGAGAGGGAACAACCCAGCUGUCCUCAUUGUAGAGAGAGUUUCACACCGAGACCUGUGCUGGUGAAAAACACCAUGUUGGCUGAUUUAAUGGAGGACCUGAAGAAGAUUGGACUUCAAGCUGCUCCUACCGAUCGCUGCUAUGCUGAAGCUGAAGAUGUGGUCUGUGAUUUCUGCUCUGGAAGAAAACGUAAAGCCACCAAGUCCUGUUUAUGCUGUCUGGCCUCUUACUGUGAGAAUCACCUUCAACCUCAUCAUAAUGUGGCUCCAUUCAAGAAACACAAGCUGGUGGAUCCCUCCAAGAACCUGCAGGACAACGUCUGCCCCCGUCAUGACGAGGUGAUGAAGAUGUUCUGUCGUACUGAUCAGAAGUGUAUCUGUUAUCUCUGCUCUCUGGAUGAACAUAAAGGCCACGACACAGUCUCAGCUGCAGCAGAAAGGACUGAGAGGCAGAGAGAGAUGGAUGUGAGUCGACAACAAAUCCAGCAGGGGAUCCAGGACAGAGAGAAAGAUGUGAAGCUGCUUCAGCAGGAGGUGGAGGCCAUCUAUCAGUCUGCUGAUAAAACAGUGAAGGACAGUGAGGAGAUCUUCACUGAGCUGAUCUCUCUCCUCCAGAAGAGAAGCUCUGAUGUGAAGCAGCAGAUCUGGUCCCAGCAGGAAACUGAAGUGAGGGGCAUUAGAGAACUGGAGGACAAGCUGCAGCAGGAGAUCACUGACCUGAAGAGGAGAGACUCUGAGAUGAAGCAGCUCACAGACAACGAGGACAACAACCAGUUUCUCCACAACUACCCCGUACUGUCACCAGUCAGUGAGUCCACACACUCCUCCAGCAUCAGCAUCUAUCCUCUCAGAUACUUUGAGGAUGUGACAGACGCUGUGUCAGAGGUCAGAGGUCGACUACAGGACAUCCUGACAGACACGUGGACAAACCUUUCACUGACCAUCACUGAUGUUUCAGAACCAGAACCAAAGAGCAGAGCUGAAUUCUUGAAAUAUUCAUGUGAAAUCACUCUGGAUCCAAACACACUAAACGGACGGCUGUUACUUUCAGAGGACAAGAGAAAGGUGACAAUUCUGAAACAACUUCAGUCUUAUUCAAGUCAUCCAGACAGAUUCACUGAUCGUCCUCAGGUCCUGAGUAGAGAGGGUCUGACUGGGCGUCAUUACUGUGAGGUGGAGGUGACAGAAGAUAUACUUGGUGUAGCAGUUUCAUACAAGAAUGUCAGCAGAACCGGGGAGGGAUUUGGAGAAAGUCACAAAUCUUGGUCACUAGAUUGUGAAGCAGAGACUUAUGAACUUUGGCACAACGACACCGAAACCCCCAUCCCAUUUCCUUAUUCCCCCAGAACGGGAGUUUACCUGGAUCACAGAGCAGGAGUUCUGUCCUUCUACAACAUCUAUGAAGAUAUCAUGUACCUCAUGUACAGAGUCCAGACCACCUUCACUCAGCCGCUCUACGCUGGAGUUUAUGUUUAUGGUACUCCUGGAACCACAGCCGAGUUCGUUAAACCCGGUAGUUCUUCAUGUCUUUAUUGAUUUUUCUCUUCUUGUCAGAGAUGAACGUGCUUCUUUUGGAUAUGAAAGUCGUUCUUUUGUAGUUUCACCUGGGAAAUAUUAACAUCUUCUAUUUCAGUAUAAAAACAGAAAUAAGCCUGUAUUGUAAUUGUUGUUAACUGUUAGAAUGUUACAAUAUAGAAACACAUCAAAACUCUUUUCUUCCACUUCAUGGACUCCAACAGACAACCCACCAGACCUUCUUCAUAUCUGAUGUCAUGUCUGCAUUCACACUUGUUUCCUCAUUGAUUAGCAAACUAAAUGUUCUUGUUUUUCUAAAGAUAAAAAUAUUUUCUAGACUCGAGCACAAAGUAAAUGAUUUCAGAAAUGUUAGUGACCAGCAGCAACACAGCAAACAGUUCAGUCAAGCCUUCAGUUGGUGUAAACUAGUGUGUUGGGGCCGGUAGUCAUCGCUGCAGCUGCAGGACCAGACUAGAUCUGCAGAUCACAUGUUGUUGUCUAAAUCUGUUGAGGAUGUUUCAUGUUUAACAA
Messenger RNA from Cololabis saira (Pacific saury), 2422 nucleotides. RefSeq names its product tripartite motif-containing protein 16-like. The transcript has 2 exons. The coding region runs from base 239 to 1912 and encodes 557 amino acids. The record is from RefSeq and is a predicted model, not a curated record. Gene Ontology annotation, molecular function: zinc ion binding; protein binding. NCBI's taxonomy places the organism in Eukaryota, Metazoa, Chordata, Actinopteri, Beloniformes, Belonidae.